Molecule: messenger RNA, 4269 nt
Organism: Oncorhynchus tshawytscha (Chinook salmon)
Lineage: Eukaryota; Metazoa; Chordata; Actinopteri; Salmoniformes; Salmonidae
Product: homeobox protein Hox-C6
Exons: 2
Coding region: 1880-2578 (232 amino acids)
Biological process (GO): regulation of transcription by RNA polymerase II; anterior/posterior pattern specification
Cellular component (GO): nucleus
Molecular function (GO): DNA-binding transcription factor activity, RNA polymerase II-specific; RNA polymerase II cis-regulatory region sequence-specific DNA binding
Source: RefSeq, a predicted model, not a curated record
AGGCACCGCUUGACUAUCCAGUGUCUUCACUUUAAGUUUAUUCUCUUUCCAUUCACUAGUGCAGUUCAUUUCUUUGUUGGGCUAGGAUUUCCCACACGCGGAUACACACAGUGCAUGCAGUGGUAGAGCGUUAUAGGCGGUAGACUGGAAGCUGUCAUUUGUCUGGUUUUAUGACUUCUGCGGCUUACACAGGCGUUAAAGACAUUCUUUCGCUGUAAAACUGCAAUAAACCCCCACUCUCCUUGCCCAAAGAAUUCGCACUGAACAAAGGGGCAACGCGCCAAAAAAAACGCUUGUCCUAAUAUAAGACUUUCCUUACCUCUUCGAAUAAAUGUGUCGAAUUUCGUGCACCAGCUCUAAUCUAAUUAUUGUCCAUAGUUGCUAUAGACUAUAGCCUAGCAGGUAACCUCAUGUGUUAUCAAAUGUAGCAUAGACCUGUCUUUUUUUGAUGGAGAAGCCUCAAAAGAUUUUGGCAUAUCCUUACAAAUACAACUCCAUUUAUUACUCCUGUCGUGGAGGCCUAUCGUGACAUAAGUAGCAGUGAUCCCAUUGCAUGGGGAACUAUUUUGUGUAAUUCCAGCUCUAAUGAUAAAUUAGGUGUGUGUGUGUGUGUGUGUGUGUCAAAGCGCACGCUCCUGUGUUCAGUUUUCCUGUCAGACUCUAGGCUUCAAAACAAGCCUGUGUUAGGACUUGUUUUAUGUCAAACUGAAUUAAGUCAAUACUUACUAUUUGUAUUUUAUCUCAUAAGAUUAGAUAACUGUGUUAUGGCCAUUCCUAUUAUCGAAUACAUCAACAUUCAGUCCAUUCAUGUAAGUCUAAAGCCUAUAGCAACGUUGCUAUUACAAACGAUAUAAUUAAAUGUCACCCAAACAUGUUUUCUAAACUCUAUUUGAACAAUUUGAUUAAACCCCUUUGUUUAUCAUAAAUCAUGCUUUUUAAUCAGUUUAUAAGCUAUGUAUCUCACACCGAGGAAAAAUAUAUUAAUCGAUGAGGGCAAUAUUGUCAAGACUUUUUCUAACUGAAUAAUUCGAUCACUGUAUUGCAGUUGCGGACCCUAAUCUUAUUUUCUCGACCCGAGAGACUUGAAAACAUAACUCUGCGUCGUCUCUAAGGUCCGUCUUUAAAAAAAUAACAAGAGAAUGAACUCAAGUCAAAUAAUUGAAACAGAGCAUGCUUGUCUAGCGUUAGCAUCUAUUUCUCUCAAUAAUUAAAUUCUACAUUUAGGCUAAUUGAUUAAUGUGAUUGUUUAUGGCCAAUCUGAUUCAAUUCAUCCACUGCAUGUUCUUUAUACAUUUAUGAGCAUUGGUGUUAUUGUUUUUGCUUCAGUAUAGUACAGGCUACUGUGCAACAAAGAACAUGUGUUGCGGAGGCAGAUUGGCAAGUAUGUGACUUUGUGCGUGCGCAUGCGCGCUCGCGCGCGUGUGUGUGUGUGUAUAAACGCUCCCUAUUUAUGUAGUCCGUCUUUCUGUAUGUGCGCACGCAUAUGACAAUGUAUUAGCUUGCGAUUGCGUUUGUGUGUGUACAUGCGCGUAUGUGAGAGUAGUUGCAAGCGAGGAUUUUUUUAAAUGAAGUAACGUUUUUUUUCUCCCUUAGUCCUCUACUCCUUGCUUUUUAUUGGAGGAAAUUUGGUCAGCUGACAUUGUCAUCUUGUCCAUCCUAGAGUGAGGCUUUAGCAACAACAUUCGGCUUUGUACCUUGUGUCUUUAUUGGUGUCUAGAAAUACAUUAUAAAGAAAUCAUUCAGCGUGCCGGUAUUAAAAGAUAGACUGACAGAGAAAAAAAGAGAGUGACUUAGUGUGAGAGAGGGAGAAUAGAGAGAGAGGUGAGAUUGUAAGGGAGGGAGGGAAAGAGAAAGAGGGAGCAAGGGAGAGAGGCAAGGUAUGAAUUCGUAUUUCGCAAACCCGUCGCUCUCAUGCCAUUUAGCUGGUGGUCAAGAGGUUUUACCUAACGUGGCCCUAAACUCAACUACCUAUGACGCUGUUCGACACUACUCAUCUUACGGAGCCGCUGUGGCCCAAAAUCGGAUAUAUUCCUCGCCUUUCUAUUCGCCCCAAGACAACGUAGUGUUCGGCUCGAGCAGGGGACCGUACGAGUAUGGAUCCAACGUGUUUUACCAAGAUAAGGACGUGCUGCCCAGCUGUAGGCAGAGCAGUUUGGGACAAGGUGCACAAACCUCACUCCCCCAGGAUUACCCGUCUGAUCCGGGCAGGAACGGCUCGCAGGAACAGAAGGGGAACAUUCAGAUCUUCCCGUGGAUGCAGCGGAUGAACUCUCAUAGCGGAGUUGGAUACGGUUCUGACAGACGAAGAGGCCGACAAAUUUACUCCCGGUACCAAACUCUAGAACUCGAAAAGGAAUUCCAUUUCAACCGCUACUUGACGAGACGCAGACGUAUCGAAAUCGCCAAUGCACUCUGUCUCACCGAACGUCAGAUAAAAAUCUGGUUCCAGAAUCGCCGGAUGAAAUGGAAAAAGGAAAGCAAUCUAACUACGACUCUCACCGAAAGUGGUUCGGCAGGGGUGAGUCAAGACACGGGUAAAGAGGACACAGAAGAGGCGACAGAAGAGAAGAAAGAAUGAACGAGUUCCUAACUUACUAUAUGCAUCAAUCCGCCGUUCUGUGAGGAUAACUUAACUACCUAUCAAGUAGCCUACCUAUCAACUAUUGUUUGGCACAAUAAAGAAACUAGUGUAUUAAAAUAUGUGGCUGCGUUAAAUGCAAUGUGGACGCUACAUAUCUUCAGACAUCAAUGUUUGACUUUUUAAUUUCUUUCUGUAUUGGAUAUGAACAUUUCACCAUGACCAAAUCAUUUAAUUCCUUACUUGACAUUCCCUUAUAUACCCAAACUGUGUGUAACGCGAAGACAUUCAUCAUUAUAUGUUCUUAAAUGCUGUUUGACAGCAAAGAAAAAACAGUGGUUCUCAGAUGUCUAUACACCUAUGAUGUUGGCAAUAUGUUUUACAAAAGUAAUUGUCAUAAGAUGUGAAGGAAGGUAUAAGCUUUACAUCCGCUUGAGUAACCCGUUUUUUUUCGUUUUGUUGUACGAAAAAACUAUGCUGAAUAAUAACGACUCACACUACCUAAAUUGUUGAUAUGUUUGUAAAUAUAUGUAUAUCUAUAUUACACGCCUUAGUCCUGUGAGAGCAUUCGUCCGCAUCCCGCACCUUCUUUGUAUUAGCUAGCCUACUUUAUUUAUGUUUAGAUAUGUACCAGUAGGCUAGCCUACAUUGAGUAUGUGGUCAAAUCAUAACUGACCGAUGUGGCUUGAAUUGUAGCGUUAGUUGAAAAUCCGAAAUAAAACAAUAACAGUGAUGAAGGCUAUGAAAUUCACUUCAAGUCAUAUUUAAUAAAACUGUUAAUAAAAAAAGUUGUCGUCCAUGUUUUUGCGCCCAUCAUACCAUGCUGGUCUAGUUCUCAAUUAUAGCCCUCCAUGCAGGUUAAAUGUGUACAUUAUCCUUGUUCACGUUUUUCAUUCGUCAUAUAACAGACCCAAAGCCAGCCACCCUAUCUAUAUAAUGGUUCUUCCACGUUAUCCGCGAAUUCAAAGCUUCGCAACUUAAAGAAAAGAGGAGCACACUAAUUUUGUCAAAGCAAUGCAGUGAAGUAUUUGAAUAGUCAUUUCAAAUAGCUACAGAAAUGUUGGAAGAUGUGGAUGGGGAAAAGCAAAUCCCACAAUUCGAUAUAAAACCACCGCUUGAGAGGCCUGUCUAAUUGCUAUGUCUAAAUAGACUUCCAUUUCAGCUUACACGGUAUGAUUUAACGUUUUCAUACGUGUUAUUAAUAAAGCAGGCCUUCUUUUUUUUAGAAAACUUGUCAAGUUAUGUGACUCAUGUCACACACAAGCCAAUUCAAACCAGGAGAUGUUGCAGUUGUUUAGAUGACAUUCUGUUUGCGCUUUACCUUUUCAGAUAAACCAAUGAUGCAACUUGAAUAAAGAUAAUUUAGGAUUACUGUUAUUAUUAUCACCAAUAUUAUCAACGUUGGCAUUAUCAUUCUAAGUAGGCUAUCAGUCGUUGUAGGCUAUACAAUUACGCACAAUUACUCACGUCGAUUUCGAAUUCUGGCAUACCGGCCUUAUCGAGAAAAUUGUUCCUGGUCAAGCCAUUAAGAAAACAAUUCCAGAUAGGCCUAAAAUACGAUAUGAAACAUAUAGUGAACAAAUGUGUACUUACAGUAUAGCGACCCAAACAAGUAGAAUGUUCUCAUGCAUUGCUAUUACGUUGACUGAAUAUCAGUUGGCCAAAGUAAUAUGCCAUAGCAAUUGAUUGUU